Messenger RNA from Eruca vesicaria subsp. sativa (arugula), 180 nucleotides. NCBI's taxonomy places the organism in Eukaryota, Viridiplantae, Streptophyta, Magnoliopsida, Brassicales, Brassicaceae. The record is from the annotation of a GenBank genome assembly.
AUGGAGGAUAGCUGUAUUGGAUUUGAAGGAUCCAAACGUUACGGUGAGAGCAAAAGAAUGGUUAUUGACUCAGUGAUCAAGUCAAUAACCGAUUCAAGCCUUAGCAGCUCUAGCUGCGGUGCUGGAUCGAGCUCCAAGAGAUCUGUAUCUUCGUUGUCAUCUCCUCCGACGAAAUCUUAG